Pocillopora meandrina is the source of this 780-nucleotide messenger RNA. The record is from the annotation of a GenBank genome assembly. NCBI's taxonomy places the organism in Eukaryota, Metazoa, Cnidaria, Anthozoa, Scleractinia, Pocilloporidae.
AUGCUUCAAAUAACGUCGUUGAACGUCAGGGGCUUGAGCAACUUCAAGAAAUGUAGGGUACCACUUUUAACGUGAUCUAGAGGAAUGAAAUCUGACAUCAUUUUUCUUUAAGAAACUCAUAGUGCAAAAGAAGUGGAAAGACAAUGGGAACGUGAAUUGGGAAUUAAAGCGAUUAAGGAAUUCUAGAAAUUUCUAGGACGUCGAAUAUUCCGUAUUAAAUCUUUGUGUGCCAAACAAGGAUAGUUGACCACGCAAUUUUUCCACAAUGUUGUAGCAGUUACUAUUGGAAUUUGGAGUUUCCCGUGAGGAUUGUUAAUGGCGGAGAUUUCAGUUGUCCACUGAAUCCUCUUUUGGAUAAGAAAGGUGAUACUUUGAUUCCACACACACCUGUAAUUCAGACAAGUUAUAAUAAUAAAAAAUAAUUCCUAUUGAUAGCUUACGAGAAGAUUUUACUUUACACGACAGUUGGAAAAUCAGGUGGAGAGUCAAAGUCGCUGUUGUUGUUCUGCCGGUAGGCUUCAUUAUAGGUUGACGUCGUCUUAUCUUUUUGAUACCGUAAAACCAACAUUAAUAUAAUCGGGGGAGUUAAAACAGACCAUUUUGCAAUCACAACUGAAAUUCAAACUUUCAGAAAAUUAAGUCAAGGGCUCGGGUGUUUGGAAGCUGAAUGUUUUGUUGUUACUGAACAAGGAUUAUAAUGAAGUAAUGAAGCGAAAUAUUCUAAUAUGGUCUAGCGAGCCUAAAUCUAAUUUUGAUAAUUCACAAAUGCCAUGGGAUUAG